Molecule: messenger RNA, 3453 nt
Organism: Haemorhous mexicanus (house finch)
Lineage: Eukaryota; Metazoa; Chordata; Aves; Passeriformes; Fringillidae
Product: V-set and immunoglobulin domain-containing protein 4-like
Exons: 8
Coding region: 99-1289 (396 amino acids)
Biological process (GO): negative regulation of T cell proliferation; negative regulation of macrophage activation; negative regulation of complement activation, alternative pathway
Molecular function (GO): complement component C3b binding
Source: RefSeq, a predicted model, not a curated record
AAGAACAGAAUAAAAGGAAGUGUUCUUCACUUGCAGUCUGGUCCCAGGAGGGUGGGAGUCUCUUGGGGAAAGGAGGACAGACCUGCACUUCUGGGAGAAUGGGAGAAGUUGGGCGGAUAGUGGUGUUUGUGAUGACUUUCAUCAGCUGCAACGCCCUCCUGGAUCUGUCCAGUGUCCACCAGGUCACAGGCACAUGGAUGGGAGCCACCACUGUACCAUGUACUUAUGUGCCUUCAGAAGACUUCACACAGCAAACGCUCAGCUGGAGCGUGGAGGGGGACUCCAGCACCUCCACCAUCUUCCAGAGGGACGACUCUGGUGACCACAUCCUGCUCUCUAAAUUCCGAGGCCGAGUCAGUGUCCCAAAGCACAACCCAGGGGAUGCCUCACUCCUCAUUCAGAACCUUGAAAUGCCUGACAGUGGACACUACACUUGUCAAAUCAUCUGGAGGUCUAGAGAUAACAGCUUGAUAACAAGAGAGGUGACCACUACAGUUAAAGUUGUCAAAGUGGCAGCCACCAAGCCCAUCAUCAGAGCUGCGGAGCCGGGGCUGACGCUGCCGGCCGGAGCCAGCACCAGCCUGAGCUGCGAGGCCGGCGGCUCCCCUCCCAUCAGCUACCGCUGGUUCCGGAGCGGCCCGGCGGGCACAGCCGAGCUCCUGAGCAGCGGCGCUGAGCUGGCCUGGCCCAGCCUGCGGCCCUCGGACAGCGGCACGUACUUCUGCGAGGCACAAAACAGGGCUGGGGCCGGCGCCGUGCAGCGCAGCGAUGCUGUGCACCUGACGGUCACAGCUCUGCCCACAACAACAGCAGCCGUGCGGAGGAGUGUGGGAACCACGGGGGGACACCACUCAACCACCAGUCAGGCAGGCAGUAGUGACAUGGAGCACAGAGUGACAGAUCCAGUACCAACAACACGUGUCUCCAGGAUGGAUACUGCUCCUGUGGGGCCUUUCACCGGCACAGGUUCCCCGCCGCUCGCCCUGUCCCCGCUGCUGUACGGGCUGCCGGCCGCGCUGGGCGGCGCCGCGCUGGGCGCGCUGCUGGCGGCGGCGCUGGGUUGCUGGCGGCGGCGGCGGAGGAAGGACGAACCUCUUUAUGAAGUUGCUUUCCGCAGAACUGCAGAUGUCGCCCUGCUGCACCCUGAGGUGGAAGCCCCUGUUAAGUGCCUACAGGAGGAAACAUGCUCUGGCACUGAAAAGACCACCAUGAAAGACAGGAAAAGCCCUGAGUAUGAGAACCUUGUGACUGCAAUGGAAUCUCAAUAUGAAUCAGAAGGAAUUUUGUAAAGUACCAGCUUUUCCAUAUGAGCAGCCAUGCAGGGCUGCAGGUACUGAAUAGUGAGCUCAGCAGAAGGAAACUCUUCCUCCUGUUGUCCCUCUGUUUUGCUCUCACUGCUUGCUUUAACCCAGAGGAGCUGCAUAACCUUUUGGUCUUUGGUAGACCAGGCCCUGCCUGCAGGAGCAGAAACCCUCAGCCAACUCUACCCACUUCUAUAGAACAAAUUGUUUCUGAGCAACCUGAAGGACCCAGGGCAGGAAGAAAGGAUCUGAAGGAGCGAGAACAUUAAAUUCUUUAGCCUGUAAAUCCAGGAGUAGUUGAUGCCAUGCUGCCAGUCACUAACACUAGCAAGGGAUACUCUCCAAUGUGUGUUCCUGUUAAGACAUCCCAGGCUGCAAGGAGCCCGGAUUGUGCUGGAAAUGGAUGUCCUCUGGAUUUUGCAGCUCAGCAAAUACUGGUUGUACAUCCUGCCUGUGCUUGAGUCUUUUCUUUUUUUUUUUUUUUUUUUUUUGUCGUCGUCGUUGUUGUUGUUGUUGUUGUUGCAGCAUGUUAAAGGGACCACAGAGGGGAGGUUGAUGUCCCAGGAAUGCCAUUUUUGCUAUCAGACUGGAGCUCAGUGCUCAGAGAGAGAGGGAAUGAGUCCCUGAACUGUCACCCACUAGUUUUCUCCUGAAAAACAAGAAUUGAUGUUGAAGGAAAUGCUGGCAUUUAAUUUUUACAGUAUGGGGGCCAGAGGCAUGAUAAAACAGACAGAAAUUUUAGGCAUUUGGAUAGUGAUUAAGGGAUCUUUCUGAAUACAACAGGCUGACACCAAUUUACUCUGGGGGAUGUAAGUCAAUAUGUGUGAUUACUAAUGCUGGCCUGUUGUGCAACAUGGACGCAAUUCCUGCCUUCAGCUGCAGUGCAUUCCCUACAGUACACUGUCACUCAGCAGCCUGAUUUGCCUUGUCACUGUUAAUUAUUUGCAUCUUGCCUGGACUGCAGUACUGCUGUCACUUCUGUUCUCUGUCUGUGCCUCCAGCCAGCAUCCUUUUGUCCUCCAGGGACUUGGCAAGGAGGAGGAAUGCCUCCUGGCUUUAGCAAAUCAAAUUUGUAAUAAUUGCUGGCUUUUUUAAUAUCAGUGGGUGCUGCAAGGAAAGCAUGGGGGAGCAGCUGAGCUUAAGUCACACACACCUUCCUGCUUGGCCCUGACUUCACCCACAAGGCUCAUCUCUGCUGCCAUGAAUCAUCUCUGUUUGGGUCAGCAGCCCAACAGCAGGGUCACUUUGCUGUUUGUGGCCUGAGUGCUGUGUAGAGCCACACUUUUACCUUUACAACUCUGAACUGCAGGAUGUGAGCUGGGAAAGAUCAGAUAAAAAAAAAAAAUCUCCUGCCUAUAUUGUGAGGGCUUCUCAAGCACAGUGACAGCCAUGCAGGGAGGGCUGUGCUGGCUGCCACGCUGCACUCCAGGGAGGCAGACAGGAUCCAGUCUGUCCCUGUGGGACUCAUGGCAGCCAGCCCUGAAGAUCCCAUGCUGCAGAAGCUGCUGGCAUCAGCAGUUCCAGGGGUGGUGCAGAACAAAGGAGUUGAGGGGAAUGGAGAGCUGCAGCUGUGCUCAUGCAGGGCAGUACCAUAUGGUGCAAGGUCAAUACUGGGUGAGAAGGGAACUGAAAAUUUCUCAGCUUCCCCAUCCUUACCUCAGCAAAUCUAGAUCCAAAACACAUGACAUGGCACUCUCCUUUCCCCCCCAAAUAUCAUCCUCAUUCAUUUUCAAUUAGCUUGGUAUUUUGUGCAAGUUUUCCUGCUGUUAAAAGCUCUGAGCUUCAGGUUCACUCAUUGACUAUGUAACACCAUGGUUUUUCCAUCUUGUGAUUCCUCCCAGCACUCAUCUGCUCUGACAAGGUUUGGACACCUUCCUCAGACGACACAAAGCCUGGGAGAAGCUACAGAGAAAGAAGUCAACAGGAGUUAAGAAAGGGGGAGCAGAUGGACCAGCCCCCAUGUACUCCAUGUUGUCACUCCUCUAGUUAGGGCAGCAACAGGACUUUGGUCACAAGUAGCAGAAGAGUGGGAACAUUAGAAGCCUGUCUCCAGUCCUGAGGUGUUUCUCCCUGGGUAACAAGUGUGUGAUUAUUUCUUUAUUUUACUUUAGCAUGUUUUCCAUGUUUCUAGUAAAACCUGUUGCCAACAGAA